UCUCUCCUCAGCAACUCCACUGAACCUGGCUCCUUCUGCUCAGAGACCAAAGAGUGCUUGCUCUAUGAUCUGAUCUGUCAAGGAAAUGAGUAUGAGUGCGCAAGUUCACUUGCACGCUUCGUCUCUGAGCUGCAGGUGUUCUUGGAUGACCUGCCGGAUAUGAGGGUGUAUGUUGAACAGUACGGUGGCUGGAUGGUGUCAGCAACAUCCAGCAUUCAGGCUUAUUUCCUGAAGGACGCGCUCAACUGCGUCCAGGCAACCUACCACAAAGAUUACCACUACUGUGUGUGUGUUUCCAGCCUGGUGAAGCUGACGAACAGACAUAAUGAGGUGUGGUAUGUGGUCCACGGCACGCCAGUGUGUGCAGCAUCUGGCUAAUGCUUCUCCACUCUCCCUGCACAGGGUCAAAGGUGAAGCAACACAAAUGCGCUCAACAGAGAAAUCUACUGUCUUCCGUGUGCAGAGGUUUACACAGCCAUACUCAACUGGGAUUCUGGGUUUGUAUUGUGUUUUCUGUUUCAGGAACAGCAGAUGGGGCCCAUUCGGAUGUUGGAGGCGUAUCUGCCUACUUUUGCAUUUUUGCCGAUGAUCAAAACCCUUGUGAACUAAAUCAUUUUGAAGUAAAUAGUCUUUUGACUAGUGGCUUGGUUUUUACUGAAAGGUCUUUAUGUUACUCCUGUAUCUGACUCAUGUAGAUUUUAAAAGACUCGUUUUAAUAAUGUUGUUUUCUAUACCAGGCUGAAAACGUUUGCUUAAAAAUGUAAAAUAAAUGAAGGAAAUCUUCCAUGUUUAUUUUACCUUUAUGAAUACAUUAUGAUAGGUUAGUAUCAACCAAACUGCAUUUUCCUGAUAGUUCCAUGCCAGCAGAGGUCGCAAUAACCAAACAAGGCAGCAUCUUCGUUACUGAUAAUAAUGAAAUAUUAAGAAAGGAGAAACUUAUCCGAUCUAAAGCGCGUGAGCACUGAGGGGUCUGUGUGUGCGCGCGUGCGCCUGUGUCAAGUUGCGUGAAGACACUUCCGAUUUAACCAUUAUUUUCCAUGCACAUGCUUGCGUUACAUCCAAAUAUUGCAGCCCAACACAAAGUUCUAAGUUCAAGAAGUCCUGUACAAGCACACGGUUAUUGUGUGCAGCAGUACUUUCAAAUGCAAAUGGUGUGGCACAAGGUGGGAUAGAGAUAGCCGGGGGGGAAUCUAAAACAGUGACAGCUACAAUGUGUAAAGUUUCCAGUAAAAUAAAUAUGACAGAAGUUGCGCAAGAAGCCAAAAUCGUUUCAUAAUAAGAAAACCACUAUAAACGUACGCACUGCACGGUGCAUUACACUAUUCCCGUGCCAUUUAUACGGGUUACGAACGGCAAGCAUACUGCGUAAUGGGACACGGGCUCUCCCGAUUCUGAUAAAGGUCAUCAUCAGAUGUGAUCCGACCUGGCAGAAUAGCUAGAGCUUUGUUCAUCGUGUAGAUCAUCUGACUCAGGAGACUCUUAUCACCCUUGAACUGUGUUAUCUCCAGAGCCCCUGUAAUCCAGGUUACCUCAACUGGCUACUUGCUGUGUUCGUUUUAUUACCGGGGAAUGCGCCAGCACAAUGUUCCACCCUGUUUUAAUCAGGGGACUCUGAUUGUUAUGUUACUACAGCGGCACAAACGUACGCCAUGGUGUACAUAAACUACCAUAUUACAAGCUUUCAGUCCAAGGGGAAGCAGUCAGGUGAAUGACCGGAGUCCCGGAGUUACAGAGCGCCACUGUCUGUGGGGACAUGAUUUUAUGCGCUAAAAUCGGAAUUAUCGUGUAUAUUGCUGUCUCCUGAGCAAUUCAGUGUCGUGAUUCUUUUCAGUUCACAAAUCUUAGCGAAAUUCUCAUAAAUACGGACGGAGGAAUGGACGCGUCUUCUCCAGUUAGUCAUCCUCCGGUCCUCCCCCUGUGACUGGGGAUGCGUGAGCCUGCUCUCCGCA
Molecule: messenger RNA, 1949 nt
Organism: Electrophorus electricus (electric eel)
Lineage: Eukaryota; Metazoa; Chordata; Actinopteri; Gymnotiformes; Gymnotidae
Source: RefSeq, a predicted model, not a curated record